This is a messenger RNA of Monascus purpureus, 1353 nucleotides long. The record is from the annotation of a GenBank genome assembly. Lineage: Eukaryota; Fungi; Ascomycota; Eurotiomycetes; Eurotiales; Aspergillaceae.
AUGCCCGCCCGAACAUCGGAGCGUCUUUCUCUGAUCUCGAGGCAUUUCAACGAGAAACUGCCCCUCCCCCAGCUCAACACUCCCUUUUCAUCUGAGAGAAACACUCUUCCCCCAGACGACAUUGACGUUCAGGUCUAUAAACCGUCCUCUCCAUCCGUCCUCCUGCAGUCCUCCAAACAAACACCCGCCACCAUGUCUUCGCAAACCCCUCACUCCACCCUGUUGAUCCCCGGCCCCAUUGAGUUUGACGAUGCUGUCCUGCAGUCGAUGUCCCAUUAUGCUGAGAGCCAUGUGGGACCUGCCUUCGUCAAGGUCUUUGGAGAGACGCUGUCGCUAGUCCGGAAACUCUUCCAGAACAUCGAUCCCAAGGCUCAACCGUUCGUCCUCUCCGGCAGCGGCACCCUGGGCUGGGAUCUCGUCGCAUCCAACUUGAUCGAACGGGGCGAGGAUGCCCUCGUAAUCCACACCGGAUACUUCGGAGACUCCUUCGCAGCAUGCUUGGAGACAUACGGGGCGAAGGCCACACAGCUCAAGGCCCCCAUUGGUGAUCGCCCGUCCCUACCCCAGAUCGAGCAGGCGCUCAAGGAGAAACCAUACAAGAUCGUCACCAUCACCCACGUCGAUACCUCGACCGGUGUACUGAACGACAUUAAGGGCAUCGCCGAGGUCGUCCGCCGCAUCAGUCCCGAGACUCUAGUCGUCGUUGACGGCGUGUGCAGUGUCGGAUGCGAAGAGAUCGCCUUCGACGCCUGGGACCUGGACGUCGUCUUGACUGCCAGCCAAAAGGCCAUCGGUUGCCCUCCUGGGUUGAGCAUCGUCAUGACCUCCGGUCGUGCCAUUGACCGGUUCAAGUCCCGCAAGACCCCUCCGUCCUCGUACUACGCCUCUAUGGCAAAUUGGCUGCCUAUCAUGCAGAACUACGAGAACCAGAAAGCUUCUUACUUUGCAACACCAGCUACCCAGCUCGUCCAUGCCCUCCACACUACCCUCAAACAGAUCACCGCUCGUCCUCUGUCUGAGCGCGUGGCUAUCCACGCCCACGCGUCUGACAAGGUCAAGGCCGCCGUUGCUGAGCUCGGCCUGUCCCAACUCGCUUCUAAGCCGGAGAAUCAAGCCCACGGUAUGACCGCUAUCUACCUCCCCGAGGGCCUGACUCCCCCAGAUGUCUUGCCUGGUCUAGCGAAGCGCGGUGUCAUCUUUGCUGGCGGUCUGCACAAGGAGAUCGCUUCCCGGUAUAUCCGAUUCGGUCACAUGGGCGUCAGUGUCACUGAUCCUGCCCGCAAGGACAUCGACAAUGCAAUUGCUUCCUUGAAAGAGGUUGUUGUCGAGGCAAAGAAAGCCAAGGGACUGUAA